Molecule: messenger RNA, 681 nt
Organism: Mucor velutinosus
Lineage: Eukaryota; Fungi; Mucoromycota; Mucoromycetes; Mucorales; Mucoraceae
Exons: 7
Coding region: 1-681 (226 amino acids)
Cellular component (GO): mitochondrion
Molecular function (GO): acetylpyruvate hydrolase activity
Source: RefSeq, a predicted model, not a curated record
AUGUCUGCUCGUACGUUCUUGACUUCAGGUAAAAAGAUUGUAGCUAUUGGCAGAAACUUUAGUGAACACGCCAAAGAGCUCGGCAAUGCAGUUCCUAAAUCGCCAUUCUUCUUUCUGAAGCCCACUUCUUCCUACCUGGCUAAUGGUGGCACCAUCGAGAUUCCUAGUGGCUGUGAUGUGCAUCAUGAAAUUGAAUUGGCUGUGGUCAUGGGCAGAGAGACUCGCGAUUGUCCUGCUUCCAAGGUGAUGGACCACGUUGCAGGUUACGCUUUGGCUAUUGAUUGUACUGCCAGAAAUCUCCAGAGUGAUGCCAAAAAGAAGGGUUUGCCUUGGAGCGCUUCGAAGGGAUUCGACACAUUUUCACCCAUCAGUGAGUUUAUCCCCAAAGACAGCUUUACUGACACUGCUGAUAUCGAUCUCUGGCUCAAAGUAAACGACACAUUCCGUCAACAAGGAAACACAAAGGAUAUGAUCUUCAACGUUCCCUUCUUGAUUGAGUACAUUUCAUCCAUCAUGAAACUUGAGGUUGGCGAUGUUAUCUUGACAGGUACACCUUCUGGCGUUGGUCCAAUCAAGGCAGGCGAUGUUAUUACUGCAGGCAUGAAGCCUGGAAAGGCAGACAAGGAUAUUGUGUCGUUAAAGUUUAAUGUUGCUGAUAGACACGGCCUUUUCAAAGCUUGA